AUGGAGCUCGAGAACAUGCCAGGAACGGGAGCGACAUAUGCGCCCACGAUCGAGACUCUCAGAAACGCCUCGGUCAGCCACGUCGCAUGGUCAGAUCUGGGGGAUUUGUACUCUCUUGUCCCAUACCCAAAGGACUACUGGACGCGAGCAGAGACCCGACAAUGUUUUACCACGGAAGAGCCCAAUGUCCAGGUAACAUGGACGGAUGUGAACUCGGGGAAUGACGUGACAGUACGCAGCCUCGGGUCAUUGGCGGAAUUGCGCGACUGGAACACCGAUUCUAACAGGACAGGAAGUGACCUGCGAGUCAUUUCUGUCAGUCAAAAAAACUCCUGGAGGCCACUAAACGUGACUCGCCAGAUCUUCCAGGAGAUCAUCGAUAUUACCGGAGCCUCGUCAGAAGUCCUCGAAUAUCCUCUCGCCUUCUGCCGGAAGAGAGUUGGAGUGGAAGAGGCCUUCAGCAGUGCGCCUAUGUUUAAAUCCAAUGACCAUUCUAUCGAAAUCGCUUACUUGAUGAAAUACGCCUUUUGCAAAUCCCUUGAGGACAACUUGGACCCUUGGGUCAUUCGCCAGACCGCAGUCUAUCAAAAGUACGACACAGAAACUAACCAGUCCACCUGGAUCUUCCUCAAUCCUACCCCAGACUGUGUCUUUCAAAAACGCCUGGCGACACUCCUGCAGAUCCCGCGCCAGGUGCUGGCUUUCAAACGCCAGCCGCUUCUUAUUCACAACGUUCUUUCUGGGACAUUCUUCCCUCUGUGGCGAGAUUACCUCGCCUACUACGAGCGCAAGGUUCUCACUAUUGCCAACACAAACAUGGCCCAGCGCAUAGAAGAGGAGCUGCGAGUAAACCAUGAAACACUAGGCACCGUCCGUCAUGCAGAGGCUCGCUGUUUAUCGCUACAACCCAUAUUUAGGUCCCUCCGAAAAACCUUCCAGGCCUUGCACGAUGUCAAUGAGGCCCUAGCGGAGCGCAACAUCACGCAGCAGUCAGAUGCCCAUGCGAUGAAGCAGCUACUCAACAACUAUGUAAAUCUGGUGGAUGCGUACACGCAACAAGCGUGGUUUCUGAAGAGUCGGACCGCAUGCUUGGCAGUCUCCAUCACGGACACCCUCUCUUUCAAGGACUCCAACACAGCGAAACGCCAGACCCAAUAUAUGCUCGAUUUGACGCUUUCUACCGUCGACGACUCCACAACCGUGCGCGUCAUCACCAUCGUCACGCUGAUCUAUCUUCCUUCCACAUUCAUUGCAACCCUCUUGGGAAUGAGUUCCUUUUUUGAGAUGGACCCCAAUGAUCACAACUUGGUUGUGUCCCCAAAGUUCUGGGUAUACGUUGUGUUGUCCGUACCACUGACAGCGGCCACGUUAUUAUACUGGUGGGUUCUCAAGAACACCAAGCAGCGCAUGAAGUCAAAGAGCAAGGAGGAUACCAUGGAAAGGGGCUCGAUGUAUGAUUAG
Messenger RNA from Penicillium canariense, 1461 nucleotides. RefSeq lists its product as uncharacterized. Lineage: Eukaryota; Fungi; Ascomycota; Eurotiomycetes; Eurotiales; Aspergillaceae. The transcript is spliced from 6 exons. The coding region runs from base 1 to 1461 and encodes 486 amino acids. The record is from RefSeq and is a predicted model, not a curated record.